Messenger RNA from Alternaria ethzedia, 894 nucleotides. RefSeq lists its product as uncharacterized. The record is from RefSeq and is a predicted model, not a curated record. The transcript has 3 exons. Lineage: Eukaryota; Fungi; Ascomycota; Dothideomycetes; Pleosporales; Pleosporaceae. Bases 1 to 894 code for a protein of 297 amino acids.
AUGCCGCCAAAGACCAUUACGGAGGAGAUCGACGACGACACCGACGAUGAGAUCAACAGUGAGACCGACGACGACACCAACGGCGAGAUUGAAGACGAAGACGAAUCUGGCACCUUCGCUACAAACGACGAGCUUACAGCAAUCGCAGAAGAGGAUCCCACGUCCGCCGCAGGGCUCGCAUACCAGACUUCCUUUGGCACUUUGCUCUGGCAAUUGACCCAUCGUCACAACAUCUGCGAUCGUGUUACACGAGAACUUAUUAGCAGUGUUGGCCUGUACCAAAUUCAACACUGCAUCCUCGUCGUGUUGGGCCCUAGUAAUGAGGCGACAACUCCAGUCAUUAGAAUAGAGAAGGGCAACUACAAGCGUGGCCCCCAAGACGUAGCAAGGAAGCACAUAGUCUUCAAUCAACACCAGACCGCUCUCUUGUCGCAUCUCAAGUUGCCUUAUACACCGUCUGCACACUCUCUCCUCUAUGCAACAAUGGACGAUAUCUGGAGCGACACGGAGAUGAGCGAGACAUCGUUUACCACUACCGAGUCAUCACCGCCGCCAUCUCCCAUCCUGACAGACUACCAAAACAAUCUCAUCGCCACCUAUGCGUUCCACAGCGAUAGCAUCAGCGACCUCAUGAACAUCGCCGUCGAUCUUGAAAUCAGCGUUCGACGCGAGCGCGACGAACCGAGCCUCCCAUAUCUUACCGAGGAUUUGGAAAAGACGCGGGAGGAGCUGGUGUUGCACAGGGACGCGAAGCGCAGGAUUGAGAGGAACCUGAAGAAGGAGAAGGAGAAGUUGAAGAUGGUGGUUGGAAAUGGGUCAAUCGUGGCGAAGCAGCAGUUGAAUGAGAUGGCUCGUUAUAUGGAGGUGGACAAGACGAUAGAGUGUCUACGCUGA